AUGUUGUUGGACAGGUAACGCGUCCUUUUGUUGUACGGUAUGGAACACUUGUGAAAGGAGAAUCCGCCUGUGCUGAAGCCACCUAUACUAGUUACCGAGGUCUCAAGAUUACCGCAAAAGGAAAGGCAUCGCAUGGCUUUGCAAGUCAUUCACACGACGUGUAAAUUCAAACAGGGAACGACGGAUGUGUGUUGAAUGCAGACGUAUAACCACUGUGCUGUUAGACAGAGAAAUGUGUUUUGGUGCACCCGAGUACGACACAUCUACCUAUACCUGUGGGAAGGUUUGCAUUUUACCAGCCUCUUGGAUGGGGCCAAAUAUCGCGAUGCAGUCGUUUUGUAUCGUACUCAAUGUUCCUUUUUAUUUUUUAUUUCUCACGGAAAGGGAUUUCCGUCUGGAUUGUCUCCAUGAAAUCUGUUUUCUUACCUGCACGUUCCGUUCAGACGUUUUUUCCGUCCUUAGCACAGCAGUGUAUCUAGCAAAUUGUCGUUCAUCUUUGGUCGAAAACGGAAGCGUUUUUGUUGCACCUAACGGCUUUUGGAAUUUACUGCUGUAAAUGACUGGACGUAGGACGAGGAUGCUCUCGGGGGAGAAGUUACCUAUGUGCGUCACUGAACCACCGAUAUUCACGCGUGAGCAGCUCAUCCUGCUGACGCGUCAGUUGUCGGUUUAUCAGAGUCUGCAGCAGACUGGUCUGUCAGAGGACAGCAUCUUUCACAUCAUGCCCUACAUGCAGCAACAUAUAACAACAAACAUCGAUAUUGACGAACUCCAUCAAAAUGGGAAAGAGUCAAAGGAGAAAAAAGCCGAGAAGGUAGAUGGUGAGGUCAUUCCCUGCGUAAAGACAUCUCUGGAGCAAAUCACAGAUGAGAAGUUAAUGACAGAUGUGGACGAGUUAAUGCGGAAAAUCGGUACAGCUAUGACGGAGUUAAAUGCCGAAAUCAAGAUUUUUCUCCGUAUUCAUAACAUUAGUCAAGAUACCGUGUCAAAACAAAUCGGCACCAGCCAGAGUGUGGUGUCAGCGUUUCUUACACAUGGUCGAGGGCUGAAACCGGUCAAUAAAAGAGCUCUCUAUACCUGGUACCUGAGGCAGAAGAGGAAUGUGUCAGGGGUAUCAGAUACCAAUUGCAGUCAGCAAAGUACCAUGAAGAGGACAUUCGAUUUGACAAAUGAUAGCCCUGCUCAAUGCCUUGACCACAAGCAGCGCAGGGUCAGGGUAAAGUGGCCAUCAGCAGCUACAAUGAUACUGGAGAGGUUCUUCCAAAUGGAUAAAAACCCCACCGAGAACCAGAGAGAGGAGAUUGCACGUGUCUGUAAUGACGAGUUACAAAAAGCAGGUGAAGAGUACCCUCAUGACCAGCUGAUGACAUCGGCUCAAGUCCAGACAUGGUUCAUGGAUAGGUGGUUUCAGGAUAUAACAAAACACCAACGAAGUUAGCUUUGCGGAAAUAGGUUUCUCAAAGAUAUCAAAAAAUCGUACACUACCAGAUUUAACUAAUCUCGACUGGAAUACCUGGGGCCGGGGGGGGGGGGGUGACUUUUGUCCCUUCGUAAUUUCAAAACGGCUUGGGUUACAAUGAUAAAAAUUUGGAAGGGGCAAUGUACUAGCAAAGCUUUAUGUUUUCUGUAAUGUUGGUAGCGUUCUGACGUAAUAUGACGUAGUAAUACGUGAUUAUGACGUCAUAGUAUCAUAUGUUUGACUUAAACCGUCUAUAUAUAGAAUUUCCGCUUUACGCUACCUAAUUAGUAUGUAGGUCUGCCAAGUCUUUUGUUGCCAAUGUCGACGACACUGAGGCAUAUAUAACGUCAUAAAAUUACGUCAUUUUUUUUCUUGGAAUUGAUGCCAACAAAAUUUAAGGAAAAGUCACCAAGUUUCGCAGUUCUAGCACACGUCGUUCGACAGUCAUACGACGUCAAAGUUGGUGCUGGAACUUUACCCCCCCCCCCCCCCGCAACUAGAUAGGGUUAAUAAGUAAAUAACAGUCGUCCUAUCAUUUCGCCUCUUAUUUCAAUAAUGGGUUUUUAUCAGACAAUAAAGAUAUAAAAUGAAUUACUCGAUCGUAGACCUUGCAUUAUGAGUUGAGGUUCAGUUGCAAAAGGUAAACAAGGACUGAGAGUAAACCUAGGAGUAUGUUCAUUGCAUGGUCUUUAAUGUCGAGUUGUAUUAUUCAAACACAUGCUUUCAUUUUAAACCUUAAACCAACGUAUGGGGUCAAUACAGACGAAUAUAAAUGUAUGUCAUUGUGACAUUUCUAGUUGAAAACAAAAAUUCCUCGCAUAGUUUGUUUGUAUAUAUGUCUUAUAAGUUUGCAUACGUUUUACCGAGAAAGGCUCAUUGUUGAUUAAAUUAUCCUGGGAAGUUUAUCCAUUGUCCAGCGGAGUCAAAACUGACCAGGGGAAAAUGUGAUUUUUUUUUUCAAACAAAAUUUCGAGACCAACACCUUGACUACUUAUCGUAUGACUUUGUUUUCAGACAAUGAAGUACUUCCAAACAAAAUAUAGGUAACAACUGUUGUGUUAUUGUCAGGUCAUAUGACGAUAUUAUGAUCGAUGACGUCAUCAAAUUGAAAUAAACUAUGAAAAAUGAUGCAUGAAAUUUACGUUGAAUUUUAUAAUAUGUCAUAAAAAGUGUCUUUGCCUAGAAAACCCUAAAACUUUAUUGUUUAUACCUAGAUUGUUAUACCAAAGACGCCUGUUCGAAUUUCGUUGCCAUGGCAACAUGAAAAAAGGAUGAGCUUACUUUAUCUAAUUGCUAUCAACAUUUUCUGAUAAGAUACUAAGUUUUGUGGCCCUAGCCUCAGCCAUUCAGGAGCUCUGUGAUAUAAAACCUCCCCCGUCUUCACUUUAAAUUUGGUCCUUAUGCUCUUUUGCAUAAAUGGUGAUAAUGACCUGCCAUUAUUUACACCUAAUCAUGUCAAAACCUCCCACAUAGAUUGAUGAAAUUAUACAUAUAUACAUAUUACAAAAAGAUUCACAAAAUAUGUAUUUUUCCAAUCGUUAUGGAGUCAGUUUUGACCCCGUUUGGUAAAAUUAGUCGUAAAAAACUACGGUGGUUUGAGGGUUAAACAUUUUAAGAAUUUGUACUUUCUUGCUACCUGUCACUUUACUUCAGUUCCCCAAAACCCCCUUACGGUUUUUAUUUCACAACAUUCUAUAAUAUGCAUUUCUCCUUUAAAAAAAUAUUGUUUUCCCUUCGUUUAAAGAUUAGAUUAAACGAUUAGAUUGUGACUGAAGGGUAACCUCCGUCCACAAAGUAUUGUGAACGGUUUAUGCAAUGAGUGUUCCCUCAAAUAUCUCUAUUUUCCGUUUGCAACAUUCGUAUGUGGUUUGGCACGUCGUCUGUACUCAGUUGCGAAAUGAUGCACGUUCCUUUCUUUUCGCGUUUGAUAUUGUUAUAAUCGAUGUAAUAAUUUCAGACAUCACCCCUACGCCCUCCGGAAUAAUGGUCCAGGUCUUCAUUAUGAAGCCUGUGGUGAUUGAAUAUCGUCAAGCAGAUGUUGUCCUCGUCGACAGCUGUGCCAUCUCUCCCACCCGGGUUUGUUUGCGCCGGCGGGCAGAAGGGGAAUUUUCAUUGAGGGGGGUUAUAUGUACUUGCAUUAAAUAAAAAAAUAAUUGGUCUAGAGUAUAUUUUCUAUUUUUGGACUCGGAGGAGCGUGAGCUACAUGUUGGUUGUGUGGUGUUUUGGUGGGUUCGUGAUUGCUACUUGCCUCGCUUACAGUGAGUAACAUAGUAACAGAGGUCUUUUGAUCACAUUUACAUGUAAUACUCAUGAGUAUUCUUUUUGCGGGGAUCCAUUCUUUUGAACAUUUGAUUUUUUGUGAAUGCAAAAAAUUAGCAUAUAUAUGUAUUUGUACAUGGUGAUGUAUAACUUUAACUCAUAUAUAUUUAUCAUUGUAGACUGAGGAAUUUUUUAAAAUAUACGUUUUUUGUUAAAGAAAACCUAUAUGAUUUUAAUUAUUGUUAUUUUUAAUGCGUCACCUGUUCCCUACUCUAUGUACUGGGUGUAUUAAAGUUUUUACAGAAACACGGGAA
Branchiostoma floridae (Florida lancelet) is the source of this 4032-nucleotide messenger RNA. Its product is annotated as homeobox-containing protein 1-like. Gene Ontology annotation, molecular function: double-stranded telomeric DNA binding. The coding region runs from base 557 to 1438 and encodes 293 amino acids. The transcript is spliced from 6 exons. Gene Ontology annotation, cellular component: nucleus. The record is from RefSeq and is a predicted model, not a curated record. NCBI's taxonomy places the organism in Eukaryota, Metazoa, Chordata, Leptocardii, Amphioxiformes, Branchiostomatidae. Gene Ontology annotation, biological process: positive regulation of DNA-templated transcription.